Cladocopium goreaui is the source of this 569-nucleotide messenger RNA. The record is from the annotation of a GenBank genome assembly. NCBI's taxonomy places the organism in Eukaryota, Dinophyceae, Suessiales, Symbiodiniaceae.
AGACAGCCAUGGGAUUGACAUCGGAAGACCCUGUGUCUCCCAAUGGUGGUCGCCACACUCAAUUCAAGGAAGCAUUGAAACACGAACUUCGAGCCCGUCUCAGCAAGACAGUACGUUCGAACGCAGGUCUUUCUUUUGAUGAGCGAAUUGAGAUUGCUGCGAAGGCCAAACAUGAUGAGACCUCGAAGCAAGAGCUGGUGCAGCGCAAAGCAUUGCAGGCUGCUGUAGAGAAGGGAAGGUCAAGGCCAACAUCAGCUCCAGUGCGACCAUCAAAACUGAGCCCAAACCAACAGGCCAUGCUCCAGGAGAGAAUGAAAAAGAUGAAGGAGCAGGAGGAUGAAUACAAGAAACAGGUCCAAGAAAUGAGACAGAAGAUGAACACGAGAGAGCCCUUGUUUCGUUUAUCUGACGUGCAAGCUGGGUUUGAGAUGCUACGGCAGCAGCAGGAGGAAAAGCGAAGGGAGCUGCAGCAAGAAGAGCAUGAACGAUGGGAGCACUUGCGUGCUGUCGAGGCCUUGUUCUCAAAGCCUUUAUAUAAUGAAUAUAGUUUAAUCUUGACAAUAAGAUAG